UAUCAACAACGUUACUGCAGCAAUGCUUCACUGGUCUUCUCUACGUUUUAAAAUGCAUCAAUUUAUUCUGCAAGACUAGAGGAUAUAAUAUCUAUAGCUAAAUGGAGAUUACUCGUGCCAGACCAUCGCUGUUUGGAGAUAUAGCUCAUGGCCUGGGGUUCUGGACAGACCGUUCUGAGGUACACGAGGCAGCAGCCCAGGGAAAGGCUCUUCAGCUACAGAAGCUGAUCCAGGGAGGGGCAGCAGUUAACAUAGUGGCUGUGGACUCCAUAACCCCCCUCCACGAGGCCUGCAUACAGGGACAAACACAGUGUGUCCGGUUGCUGCUGGACGCUGGUGCUCACGUGGAUGCGCGAAACAUUGACGGCAGUACUGCUCUGUGUGAUGCCUGCGCUGCGGGCAGCCUGGAGUGUGUGAAACUACUCAUACAACAUGGGGCUACGGUCAACCCUCCGCUGUUCACCUUCUCACCCCUCCACGAGGCCUGCAUGGGGGGUAACUCUGACUGCGUUCAGCUCAUGAUAGACGUGGGAGCUCUGAUGGAGGCCCAUGACUGCCACUUCGGGACACCGUUACAUGUAGCGUGUGCCAGACAACACUUUGACUGCGCCAAGGUCCUCCUCAAUGCAGGGGCGAACGUGAACGCUGCCAAGCUCCACGAGACGGCGCUCCAUCACGCAGCCAAAGUAAAGAACGUGGAUCUGAUCGAGCUGCUGAUUGAGUUCGGUGGGAACAUAUAUGCCAGGGACAACCUGGGCAAAAAGCCCAUCAACUACACAAGUCAAGGUUCUCCCACCAAUAUCUGCCUAGAGUUCUAUGAAAAUACUCCCCUCAGUCUACAACAGAUCAGCAGAAUAGCUCUGAGAACAGCACUGGGCAGAAGAGCCCUGGACGACGUGUCCAAACUGGGCUUGCCCAAUCGCAUCACCUGCUACCUCUCAUAUCAGCCACCACCAGAUAUGGACUUGGACUUUGACUACUUCUAACAAGCCCCAUCCUACUUCUAACAAGCCCCAUCCUACUUCUAACAAGCCCCAUCCUACUUCUAACAAGACCCAUCCUACUUCUAACAAGCCCCAUCCUACUUCUAACAAGCCCCAUCCUACUUCUAACAAGCCCCAUCCUACUUCUAACAAGCCCCAUCCUACUUCUAACAAGCCCCAUCCUACUUCUAACAAGCCCCAUCCUUUUUACGAGUCUGUUUUGUCUUGUGCCGAAUGAUUCCACCACAUAGGAAUAAGCCUGGUCCCAGGUCUGUUUGCGCGUUCUUGCCAACUCCUAUUGUCAUUGUCAGGCUAAAAACACAUUGACAACGACUAUAGGAGUUGUUUAUACAAUUACAAACAGAUCUGGGACCAGGCUAGAAGCAAGAGAGCCCAAACUCAUUUGUCUGAGUUAAGGUUUCAGUUAAACUACAAUGAAAAGUAGGGAUAUGUAUGUAAGCUUACUGAUGUGACAGGUGUCAGCCAGCUAUUCUUGAAAGACUGAGGGCGAUACUCAAAUCUGUAUCGCCUAAGGGUUAUAUUUCUAUCCAUCUGUAAAGGUCAUUUCUGAUUGAGCCGAGAUAUGCAGUGUUCACCUUAAAUGCAGUCUCUACGAUACGGAUUGAAUCUAGGCCUAAGCGUUCCCACUAAGCAUAGUCUUGUGCUUGUACCCAGAUCUAUUUGUCCUGCUUUAUGUUUGGGAUGUUGUGCCUUGCCAACUGCAAGACGGCACAAACAGAUCUGGGACCAGGCUAGUCUGUCCAACCUUUCUGAAUUCUUAAAUCUUUUAGCUAAGCUUUUAGGAUUGUGUAAUUAUGUGUAAAUAUCAAACGUAUGUUUAUUUUGAAUAAUGUGUAUAUAAACUAUGUAAAUAAUACAAAUUAUUUGAUUUAUGUAAAUUCCAUGAAUACUGUAUAUGUCUAUUUUGAGUUUAUAAGUGUUGCAUUUUGUCUUCUUCUGUUUGGUUGGAGUGUUAGAAAUGAGGGUGUUGUCGCAGGGGUCAAGUGCACACCCCUUGAAAUGAAUUUGUUAUCAUAUUAAUUGAUUGUAUUGUUCUUAAUACUUUUUACUCUUCCAUUGUUGCUUUACUGAAAAUAAAUGAUGCACAGUACCAGUCAAAA
Molecule: messenger RNA, 2104 nt
Organism: Oncorhynchus masou masou (cherry salmon)
Lineage: Eukaryota; Metazoa; Chordata; Actinopteri; Salmoniformes; Salmonidae
Gene: asb13b
Product: ankyrin repeat and SOCS box containing 13b
Exons: 6
Coding region: 102-986 (294 amino acids)
Biological process (GO): protein ubiquitination; positive regulation of protein catabolic process
Molecular function (GO): protein binding
Source: RefSeq, a predicted model, not a curated record